Acanthoscelides obtectus is the source of this 320-nucleotide messenger RNA. NCBI's taxonomy places the organism in Eukaryota, Metazoa, Arthropoda, Insecta, Coleoptera, Chrysomelidae. The record is from the annotation of a GenBank genome assembly.
GUAUUCAUCAAAAAUACAUACAUGCUUCAAUUAGCGAUAAAUGUGACCUUAGCAGCUGUAUUACGAUUUUUUUGUUAGUCGAUAUCACAACAAGAAAAUGAAGUUCCUCCAUAUUUUUAUUUUGAUUCUGAUCAUGACUAUCACCUGGACCUACUGUCAAGAUGAAGAGCCGCAAACAUGCACUUCUGCUGAAGACUGCAUCGAGUGUGCUGAAAAGCACUGUCACUGCAUUGAGGGAUUGUGUCUAGAGCCCCGAAUUGACUACUACUGAUCAUUUGAUAUUUAUUGUUGAUACCGAAUAAACCUGACAGUAAAUGGUU